GUUUGUCGUGUGUGUAUGUCAGUGUGCGCCUGUGUGUGGGCAGGAAAGGAGGGAGCUGGGCUGGCACUGAAACACGAUUAAGCGUUCUCCUCCCGUAUCUUUCAGUUUCAACCAAAGGCAGUAAGUAGAGGGAUGAGGACCAAGAGCUCCGAGUAUCUGCUCCUCUUCCAAAGCCUACGGUGGCGCUAAACCCCACACUGAAGCCGCACAACCGGCAGCGAACGGGGUCGGAGUCAACCAACGGCACAUUGGAGCGGAGAGUGUCCCUAAGAACGGGCGCAGUCGGGCGCGCAACUGGAGGGUACAUCCGGACCUGUGGAUUAUUUAUCAGGGCAAGAAACCAGACGCAGACUAGUUUUUUUUUUUUUUUACUUAAACUUAAUUUCUAGAGGGGGUGGGUGGGGCGUUUAUGCGCAAAAUUGCACCAAAGGAGGAUCUGCCACAGCGAUUACCUUAAGUGUAAAUAUAAAGAACAAGGGUGUCAGUGAGCGCUUGAUGGCCGGAGGAGCUAUCUGUGGGUGCGGGCAGCAACAGUUUGGCGGAGCCCGGUGCUGCUUGCCAUGAUAGCCGAUGCAGGCAACAAACAUUCUCGCAAGGCAUCUGCAGCCGGAGCAUGAACGGCCGCCAGCAGCCCAGCUUGCCCAAACCCGACUCUUCCUUCUCUUCCUCCGCCUCCUCCUCCGUUUAUGUCCCCAAGAUGGAAGCGGUCAUCAUCCCCAUGUCGGCCGACGUGCCGUGCGACAGCAAUGGGCAGCGGAUGUGGUGGGCCUUCCUCGCCUCCUCCAUGGUCACCUUCUUUGGGGGACUGUUCAUUAUCCUACUCUGGAGGACCCUGAAAUACUUGUGGACUGUCUGUUGUCACUGCAACAUCAAAAACAAGGAAGGCCAGAAGAUUAACAAUGGUACAGGAAAUCCAGCUGAUGGACCCUGCCGAAAUGCUGAUGACAAAGAAGAUGCUGUGGUGACAGGAGAGGUGGGCUGGAUGACGUCAGUGAAAGACUGGGCAGGGGUGAUGAUAUCUGCGCAGACACUUACUGGAAGGGUUUUGGUGAGUACUCUACCUUUGAUUGCUUCACAUAAUGUCAAGAUAACACUUUUUAAAAAUUCUCAGAGCUCUACCCCUUUUGGUUAA
This is a messenger RNA of Protopterus annectens (West African lungfish), 1132 nucleotides long. RefSeq names its product calcium-activated potassium channel subunit alpha-1-like. The record is from RefSeq and is a predicted model, not a curated record. Lineage: Eukaryota; Metazoa; Chordata; Ceratodontiformes; Protopteridae. The transcript is spliced from 2 exons. Bases 614 to 1132 code for a protein of 172 amino acids.